UGGUGUGAAUUAAUCCGCGCAUCCAACAAUCAUUAAAGCGAGAAGAGAAGAAAAAAAAUGGUAGAAAAAAAAUGAUAAAAGGUGCAGAUGACGACAAUACCUACCUUACUCUAGCAACUACAUACAAAACUACACACGUACCUACACUUGAGAAAAGGGGACAGUAGGCAUGCGCGUGCCAUUGACGCCCAGCAGUCGCGCGGGUAGCUCUCUUGAGCGUGAGCCGUGGAGCAGAAGACGUUACACGGGAGCUGAGUGGUCUGUGUCAGUGCGCGUAAACGCUGCUACCACGUACGGUUCAUCUACAUACGUAUAUUCUCACAGUCUCUCGCUCACUCACACACAUACCUAUGACGUAAUGUAAUGGACCGCCAGUCUCGUCGAAUUUAAUACAUAAUAUACUUAUCUAUUAUAAUUCGCGAAUUAAUCGUGCCGGGUGCGUGCUGCGAUCGUAUACGAGUGUGCGCCUUCCGAGUACCGCAUCGAUCACCAAUCGAACACCGAACGAAAAAAUCAUCCCGGCGUAAAGAUGAUUUAAAAACGCGAUGGAGAGAUCAUUCACAAUGUCAAUUAGAAGAAGUCGGCCGGAGGAUAUACCGUUGCAUUCUAGGGCAGCCGAAGGAGCGGCGGGUAAAUUCAUCUCUCCGCCGAGAGGAGGCUCGUUGCGGGAACGCGAACGGCAUUACUCCUUCGACCGAGAUCGCUACCAUCGACGAUUUUCGGCGCAUAUCGUAGCCAGACGCGAAUCGAAUUUCGAACGGUCCAUCGACGCCGCUAUUCGACGUCCUUCGUUGGCAGCGGUCGCCGAACGAGGCAGCUGGGGCAAUCGAUGGGAAUUCCUGCUCUCCUGCGUUGGUCUGUCUGUCGGUAUUGGAAAUGUGUGGAGGUUUCCGUAUUUGGCGUACAAAAAUGGCGGCGGAGCGUUCCUCAUUCCGUAUCUGAUCAUGUUGGCGUUGGCCGGAAAACCCAUGUAUUUUCUCGAAUUAGCCAUCGGACAGUUCGCAGGUGUUGGACCGUUGGCGUUGUGGAAUUGUUGUCCGAUUGCUCAGGGAGUUGGUGUCGCCAUGGUUACCGUUUCGCUGAUCGUUUGUAUUUACUACAACGUAAUUAUGUCCUAUACUAUUUACUACAUGGUCGCAUCGGUUAGCAGCGUCGUGCCGUGGAGUAUCUGCGAUCCGGCCUGGGCCAAUAUGUCCACAUGCUAUGUCCGUUCGAUGACCAACAAGGCUGAGGAGAACAGCACGAGCUUCGGAAAUAACGUUACUAAUACGUUCGACUAUGUGAAUAAUUCAAACAAAGAAACUGCCAGCUUACAAUAUUGGGAAAAACGUGUUCUAAAUUUAUCGAGCGGAAUCGAAGAAAUAGGAACGAUAAAAUUCGACCUGUCGAUGUGUUUAUUGAUCUCGUGGGUAAUAGUCGUUCUGUGUCUUGUGAAAGGAAUAAAGACUUCGGGAAAAGUGGUUUAUUUUGCGGCUACUUUUCCUUAUUGCAUUUUAUUCACGCUUCUGGUGACUGGGCUGAUGCAGGAAGGCGCCAUGACCGGAGUUAUCUAUUUUUUGUAUCCAGAAUGGGGCAAGUUACUCGAUAUACAGGUUUGGCAAGCGGCAGCUGGUCAGAUGUUUUUUUCACUCAGCGUAUCUAUGGGUGGCUUAAUCAUGUACAGUAGUUAUAACGAUUUUAGAAAUAAUGUGUACAGGGACGCUUUGGUGGUCAGUGUGAUGGAUACGAUUACCAGUAUGAUAUCCGGUAUCGUGACUUUUUCCAUAUUGGGAGCGAUGGCUCACGAUUUAAACGUGCCGAUUCAUCACGUAGUGAAAGACGGACCUGGGUUGGCUUUCGUCGCGUAUCCGGAGGCUUUACUGCGUCUUCCAUUUCCUCAGCUGUGGUCGGUGCUGUUCUUUUUGAUGCUGUUCAUUUUAGGACUCGAUAGCGAGUUCGCGUUAUUGGAAAACGUGCUGACCAGUUUAUCAGACGAAUUCGCUGUGCUGCGUAACAAUAAAUUGGCAUUUUGCAUAUGCACGGCCAUUGUCUCCUAUGCUAUUGGUUUGACGUGCGUCACCAAUGGUGGAAACUACGUGCUAACUUUGAUGGACGUUUACGGAGGCGGUAUAGCUGUGUUAGUGAUCGCCAUAGCCGAGUGUACAUUCAUUUCGUGGGUUUAUGGAUUAAACAGGUUGUGCGGAGAUCUAAAAUUUAUGUUGGGUUUUGUUCCUGGAAUAUAUUGGAGACUGACUUGGGGCUUUUGCGCUCCGGUGAUUUUAUCUGCUAUUUUUAUUUAUUCGUUGAUCGACUUUAAGCCGUUGAAGUACGAAGAUUACGAUUAUCCCGAAUGGGCCGAUGUACUCGGAUGGGGUCUCAGUCUUCUGUCCAUUAUACAAAUUCCUCUAUGGGCUGUUAUCAGUAUUAUUAGAACCGAUGCUCCAACUUUGAAAGAGAAAAUUUUGAAAUCAUGUCGCGCACGAGACAGCUGGGGUCCAUCGGACGCCCAACUAAAACGCGAAUGGCUCGAACAACCGUUACUGGAAGAACAAGAAGAGAACUCCAAAACCACACCAGGCGAUAAAAGCAGCUCCGGCUUGGGCGGCGUUGGCGGCGGCGGUAGCGGCGGUAGCGGCGGCGGCGCUGGCACCGGAGACGGCAGCGGUACCGAAUACAAGCUGAAAAAGGAAGUAGUCGCUAAGCUGAGCCAAAAUGAGGGAAACUCGAAGAAUCAAGUCAACGGACUGUUGUCAAAGACAAACGAUGAGGAAAAUCCUCAAAGUUACCCUGGACAUUAUUUUUCAGUGUGAGAAAUACUGAUUGUCUGCGAUGCUGAGACGACAUUUUGUAUAUAUGGUUUUUUUUUGUUGUUCUUAAUUACCUAUUUCGUUCGAUCGCGAUGUUUUUUUUUCCUCCUGGUUUUACAUUCGGGCUCGAAAUGGUCAACUUUCGAGUCCUAUGAGCACAAUACACGUCAUAUUAGGUGUAUAAAAUGAAUAUGGUAAAAUUGACUGCUGGUUCGAGACGGUGUUUGAAUAAUAUAUUAUUUAAAAAAGUAUACUACGUAAUUUAAAAAUCAUAUGUAGAUGGUAGAGUAGUAUGUUUUAUACAUAAAAGUACCUAACGAUAUAUCCAAAGCAGUGCCUUUUUGUACGACAUACUCGCCAUUGCAAACUUCUCCUUUGUACAAAUAAACCGAACGAAAGUCUUUCCGAUUACGAGAUAGAGAAAUCUACCCUAUACGUAUGUUUCAAAUAGACUGAUGAGUAAUCCUUGGUUAUUGGUUCGUUGGAUUGUAUUUUACAUCCAUCACCAUCACCAAUUCAGCCUAAAGUUCUAAAUCUGUAGAAAUCCUGUCGUUUUAUUUCCCCCCUAGCAAUAUCAUUUUAUCAAUAAUAUGAUUCGAUAUAAUUAUAGUCAAUUAUUUGUGUAACAAAUUUUUAGUACGAGAUACAUAUUUAUACCUACCUAUACCAAUUCCAGGGUUAUUUCGUUUUUCUCCUUUCUUUCUCCUUUUUCAUAAAUAAUUUAGUAAUAGAAAAUAAUACCUAUAGGUGAUAUUUUUAACACCCUGAUCGACGCUUUAAAUUAAUUUAAUACUCUUAUAAUAUUAUACUUAGUAAAACAAGAAGUAUAAAUUCAGUCAAUUUUGAGUCAUAUUCCUCCUCCUCUCCCACUUUCUCUGUGAAAAAAAAAUUAAGAACGUCUCGACCUAAGACGACGAGUGAAAAAUUUUUCAAAAAUAUUCCUACACCAUGACGAGAUGAUUUUCGUUCACUUGUGUUUCGAUUUCGAUGAAUGUAAGUACGAAAAUUACGAAUUUUUUUAGCCAAUUUUUUUCCUCCUCCUCCUCCGUCGAUUUACUUACGUACGUAUGUUUUUGACUGCGCUACGCGGUUUAUUUUUUGAAAUACGUGUGGCGAUAAAGUAUGUAAUAUUUACAUUUGUAUAUAACGCGGUUCAUAUAUUAUCGUGUAAGUUGAUUUUUUUUUUAUUUUAUAAAUACUUACAUAAUUAGAUGAUUUCGCGAAGCUGCGAUCAUAGGUUUAAGUUUAUAUGUUUGCCCUUUGCAUGAAGGUCUGGUGGUGGAAGAAGGUAUUUUAUUUGUAUGUUCGAUUGAAAUGUCAUACUUUUGUACGAUCAGAAAGUUGGAAGCCAUUCUAUUCUUUUUGCUGAUCAGGAAUCGAUUGAUUGGAGUCGGGAAAAAUCGAUUCAUUUGUGAUUUUCAGUCCCGUUUGAUCGACCAUUCUUGAAAAUGAGAGACCUUUGUGACGUUGAUAAUCGAUCAUUUUCGAAAAUCGAUUAAUCGAUCUACAAAAAUCGAAUCACUGGCGAUUUUUGAUCAUUUAUGAUCGAUCAUGUUGGAAAUGAAACGUAUUUUUUUUUUUUAGAAUGAAAAAUCCUCCAAAAAAACUCUUCAAAAAAGAAUUACACCCCGCCCUCUCCACGAUUCCUAAUGAACCUACUUCAUGAACAAAAAUUAAAAAUUUCAGUAAGAAAAUGUUAUGAUAUCAUGGUGGAAUCCGCCCCUAAGAAAAACAACCUACCACUUCACCAUUUAUCAUAUAAGACAAUCUAUGAAACAGCUAAUGAGCCAAAAAUUUGGGGGCUGACAAAUCUUCCACACUCCAGAGUCAAGUUAGAUUACUAAACUUAUUUGAGGGAUCUGUCCGCCCAAAUUUUUGGCUCAUUAGCUGUUUCAUAGAUUGUCUUAUAUGAUAAAUGGUGAAGUGGUAGGUUGUUUUUCUUAGGGGCGGAUUCCACCAUGAUAUCAUAACAUUUUCUUACUGAAAUUUUUAAUUUUUGUUCAUGAAGUAGGUUCAUUAGGAAUCGUGGAGAGGGCGGGGUGUAAUUCUUUUUUGAAGAGUUUUUUUGGAGGAUAUCAGUACUUUUUUUUCUACAAUUAUUGUGAUGAAGUGUUUAAUCUAAUGAAUGAAAAUAGCAUUGGUGGCAGGAGCAUGCAGAGAGUGGACAGAUUACUGGACAUUUGUCAUUAAACUGACUGGAAUAAAAACAGUGGGUUUUCAAGAGUGAUGGGGGAAGGGGUUGACCAAAAAUUCACCGAUCAGUAAAAAAAAGACUUUCAAUUUUGUCAAAUAAAAUGACAAGUAGCGAAUAUAAAUUUCUAAAAUGAAAUGAGAGCUGAAAUGACAAGUUUACCAAUAAUUGAUAAAAAUACCUAUUAAAAAAUUAUUAUUUUCCUUUUUGAAUUUUUUGAAGUUUCAAAAUGGAAUUUUUUAGUUUAGGAAAAGGAUAGAAAAAAUAGCUGAGUGAUGCGAGUGAAAAAACGUUCAAAAAUUCAAGAGGUGAAAAACAAUUAUGCUUUUCAGGUUCCAUUUUUUGCCUUCAAAAUUUUGGAAUUUAAAUGUCAACUUUUUAAAAAUUUAAAUUUUGAAAAUGUAAACCAAACAAACCUGAACAAAGUAAAGCAAAAUGUCAUUUCAAGAAGUAAAAAAAAAAACAUGUUUUUUCAGGUGAAAAAAUGUAUCUUGUUUGUUUUAAAUAAAUUUGCGUAAUGAAAUUUUUUCCAUGUUUACUUAAAAAAAAAAACAAGGGCAAAAGAAAAUUUGUACUUUAGGAAGUGAAAAACAACGUUUUUUUACAAUUUAUUUUUAAAAAUUGAACAUGUUAAAUAAAAAUCAUAUUGAAAAAAUCAGCUUACAAAAUUAAAAAUUGAAAAAAAAUUUUUGAUUCUGAUGGGGUUCGAACCAGAGUCUACUGCGUGGUGAGUGGAAGCUUAAAUCAUUCAGCCGCUAGGCUGUUCAACGUUUUAGCGCAUUUCAACUGCAUACAACGCCGCCAACACGUGUUGUGCUUCAAAGUUAACGGUCAUUUUGAUAUUGAGCAUUUUAUGCACAAUAAUAAUAAUUAUUGCGCAUAAAACCAAAGCUCCGUUUACUUUGAAAUUAGUAAAAGGCACUUUUACCAUGUUCAGAGUAUAUUUGAACAAAAUUUCAGCGUUAUUGGUGCAGUAUUCGAAGCUGUAGCUUUGUCUAAAGAAUCAAAAAUGGCGAAAAUUAGUAUUAUAAAUUUACUGUUUCUUUAGACAAAGCUACAGCUUCGAAUAGGGCACAAAUCACGCUGAAAUUUUGUUCAAAUGUACUUUCAACAUCGUAGAUGUGCCUUUUGAUGUACGUACAUCUAUCCCAGCUUUGGUUUGAUUGUACUUUGGAUAAAUAUACUGCUCGUUUUUUUAAAAUUUGUCAUUUUUCAGCAUCUUUAGACUCCACUCAAGCUUGAUGUAAUUGGGCUACAAAGCUCAAUUUUUGCAUGAACAUCAAGUUUGUGAUGGAGAAGUGCCUUUUGAUAUUUUGGGUCAAUUUUGAAAAUUUUUGGGGCCCAAAAAGGGGGGGUGCAGGGUCAAUUUUCGAAAAAUUUACAAUUUUUUGCUGUUAGUCAGUAAUGGUUGACAAAUCGAAGCUAUAUUCCAAAUUUCAUCAAAAUUGGUUCGGCCAAUCCUUCAAACUUUGAGUAAGUGUUGAAGAACAAUUUCGCCAAAAUAACAAAAAAAUGGCUACUUGAAACUUUGCGAAUUUUUAUCGUACAAAAAUUAUUCUUAUAUAUUCUGAAAGGUCUUUGAAAAAUAAGAAAAAAAGUAUCUAUGCGUUUUUUGAAUAAACGCAUAGUUUUUGAGAAAAUUGCGUUGGAAAUAUUCUGGGCUAACAUUAUGAAAUGAUUUGAGAAUAUAACUCCGUCUGGCGUUGCGCCGCCUACGGUAACGCGUUUCAUGACGCGUUUGAAACCGUGGGAGGGCGGGGUGGCAACGCUACCGCGUCGCCUGAUCGAUUAUUAUUGAGAUAAAAAUCGAUUAAUCGAACUCGAAAAUCGAUUCGUUUGCGACUUUCGAUCUCAUAUUAUGAAUGAUCAUGUUCGAAAUGAAUAAUCAAUUCCAGCCUUCAAAUUAGGUUUUUCGAUCAAAAAUAGAUCUUGAUCGAAAAUGGAAUAAUCGAUCAAAAAAAUCGAUUCAUUUGCGACUUUCGAUAUUUUAUGAUCGAUCAUGUUGGGAAUGAAACAUCAUUUUUUUAGUAUGAAAAAUUAUCAAUAUCAUGAUUGAGAAUCGAUUAAUCGAACUUGAAAAUCGAUCUUUUUGCGACUUUCGAUCUCAUUAUGAUUGAUCAUAUUCGAAAUAAAUAAUCAAUUCCAGUCUUCGAAGUAGGCUUCUUGACCAAGAAUCGAUCUUGAUCAAAAACGGAAUAAUCGAUUCCGUAAAUCGAUUUAUUUCCAAAAAUCGAUUUUAUUUGCGAUUUUCGAUCUCAUUAUGAUCGAACAUGUUGAAAAUGAUACAGCAUUUUUUUUAGUAUAAAAAAUUUAUUAAAAUUGAGAAUCGAUAAAUCGAACUCGAAAAUCGAUUUUUUUUGCGACUUUCGAUCUCAUUAUGAUUGAUCAUAUUCGAAAUAAAUAAUCAAUUCCAGUCUUCGAAGUAGGCUUCUCAACCAAAAAUCGAUCUUGAUCAAAAAUGGAAUAAUCGAUUCCGUAAAUCGAUUUUUUUCCAAAAAUCGAUUUUAUUUGCGAUUUUCGAUUUCAUUAGGAUCUAACGUGUUGAAAAUGAAACAGCAUUUUGAGAAAUGAAUCGAUAAAUCGAACUCGAAAAUCGAUUUUUUUGCGACUUUCGAUCUGAUUAUGAUUGGUCAUAUUCGAAAUAAAUAAUCAAUUCCAGUCUUCAAAGUAGGGUUCUCGAUCGAAAAUGGAACAAUCGAUCCCAGAAAUCGAUUUAUUAGCGAUUUUCGAUCUCAUUUUAAUCGUUUAUGUUCGAAGUCAAAUAUCAUUUUUUUGCUUCCAAAAAUCAGUCACAAUCGAUUCAUCAAACCGUAAAAAUGGAUUCAUAUGCUCGAUCAAAUUCGAAAUGAAAAAUCUAUUGCGUAACCUCUGCAUCAAAAAUCGAUCGUGAUCGAAAGGUCCAUUAAUCAGACUGCAAAAAUCGAUUCUUUGGUAUAUUUUUGAUCCCUUAUGAGUAAAAAUCGAUCACUUCAAAAUAAAAAAUCAUUUUUUUAACCCCAUAUAAAUCAAUCAUGAUCGAAAAUUGAUUAAUCGAGCCUGGCUGUUUUCGAUUUUCAAUCUCACAUGAUCGAUUUUGUUUAAAUUAGACCUUUCGAUCGGAAAUCGAUUGUGGCCAAAAAUCGAUUAGGUAUUGAACCCCAAAACUCGAUUCAUUUGCAAUUUUUGAUCUCAUACAAUUGAUCGUUUUAUAAACUGAAAAAUAAAUUUUGGUCUCAAAAGGAGACCUUUCGAUCAAGAAUCGAUUAUCGAAUUCCAAAAAAUCGAUCAAUUUAGGAUUUUUGAUCUUUUAUGAUCGAUCAUGUUCGAAAUGAAAAUUCCAUUUCAGCUCCAAAAAAGGACCUCUUGAUUUAAAAUCAAUCGUAAUCGAAAAUCGAUUCAUCGAAUUCCAAAAAUCGUUUCAUUGAAUUCCAAAAGUCGAUUCAUUGAAUUCCAAAAGCCGAUUCAUUGAAUUCCAAAAAUCGUUUCAUCGAAUUCCAAAAAUCGAUUCACAUUAUUGAUUUUUGAGCUCAUAUGAUCAAUCAUGUUUAAAAUUACAUCUUUCUUCAUUUUUUUUUUUUUUUUUUGAUUUUAUUUGACAUAAAAAAUUUACAAAAAUCAUGUUUUUCCUCUCAAAAGCCAUCUUUUGAAAAUCGAUUUUUUCGAUCAAUCGUCUCUUGUGAUUUUUGAUUUUGAUCACGAGGAAUGAUCGAUUUUUUUCAAAUAAAAAAAUGAUUUUCUGAAAAUCUGUAUUUUUGAACGAUCGAUUUUUGAUCUUCGAUUUCGGUUAUAAGGAUUGGUCAAUCUGUUCAAAAAUGAUCGAGAAAUGUAAUUUUAUGGUUGAAUUGUAGGUAAUCUAGGACGUAGGUACUUUGGAAAAAUAGACCCGAAGACCCUUUUUUAAGGCUUUUUCAUUCUCCGAGGGUCCAUCUCCCUUUGAAUAAAAAAUUGUCAAUGAUGAAAAUCACAAAGUACUGGAUCCAAAAUUGUUUCAAGUGUCUGAUUUCAAUUAUUUGAUUUAAUAUCGCUUCAAUUUAACUUUCUUAUCGUGGGACCGGUGGGACUGUUAUACUUAGACAGUGCAGGGGAAUUUUUCUUCUUUUGGUUCAUUGAAAUAUUGAUGCAGGUCAGACUUGUGAUUGUUUUUGAAUGUCUUUUUGGUCUUUUACAAACGAUUCAAAAAAUACGACAGAAUUAUAAACCACCAAAAAAAAGAAGGAAAAAAACACUUUAUUUUUGGCUGGACUUUUUUGUUGGGUCUUGCAGAAUGAACGAAGCAUUAAAACUUCCCAAAGUUGAAAUACCUAAUUUUCUUUCAGUGGAUAAAAUGAAAAAUUGUUGAACAGAAGUGUCAAUUAUACCUGUAAAACGAAACACCUUCGCAAUUGUCAUAUUCCCUAAUCCCUUUAAAAAUAAAAGUAUCGACAGUUUUUUAGAUCAAUAUUGCCAAUUCGAUACAUUUCGAAUAAUUAUUCAUCAAAACCGAUGGAAAUAUUCUAGUAAAAAAAUCCAUCAAUUCAUCGACGAAUAAAAUAAUCAUCUCACCAUGUGGAAAAGACAAAGACAGAAAGUAUUUUUGAAUUGUUUAUACCUAUACGUAUAAUUUUUAGUCGUUAUAAGUUAAAAAUGUUCGAAUACGAGCUUGACGAUAGUUUCUAACCACAAUUUACCAUCGGGGAAAUCUUGAGUGACAGUGUGGUACAGAACUAAACCCCGUUAAUUUAUAAGACGAGUCUAUGGUAUUUUGUAGUAUUUUUUUGACUUUUUUUUGAUUUCAUUUCUCGUUUUUUUUGUUUUUUGUUUGAUUAAAAUACUCAAUUUAAAAAAAAAAAAAAGGAAAAAAAAUGAAAAAGAAUAAAUAAUUAUUUUUUUUUAAAAACUGUAAUUUUCAUACGUAUUAAAUUUUUAAUGGCCUAAGAUUUAAAUUUAAAAUGAUUUUUCUCUUUAAUUAUAAUUAUGUAAUAUUAUUUUUAAUUUGUAUACAAAUUGUAUAUGUUUGUGGAAAACCGUGAAUUUUUUUUUGUACAUAUGGCUGUUCGUAGUUGAAAAUUUUGUUUUAGCAUUCUGUUAAAAGCCUAGUUGUUUAAAAGUUGCCAUAUUAAAACCCAAGUAGUCGCCGAGUAGUGGAUUUCGCUUGAAUACGAGUCUAUUAGACUAUUAUAGCGAGCAAUUACUCGGUUUCGAUGGCUUGGAUUUGCACAAAAGUACAAAUAAACAUUCGUGUAAGCUCAAAACGUGCGUUUGAAACUGCCUAUUUCAAUAAAACAACAAAAACGAUGAUUUUUAUAAAAUUCGUAUUCGUGUUGCGCGAAGAUGAUUUUGAUACGAUUGAUCGAGCAACAAUAUUUCGAGUAUUUGCUUUAAAAGCAUGGUUUUUUUUUGUAUAUAAUAUUAAUUCCAGCAUCAACACCAAAAUUUCGCGCAGGAUAUUAACGAAAGAAAUAUUUUUUAAAUUUUUGAAAAUGUUAUUACGUUGUGUACCUAUGUUUUACUAUUUAUAUUUGGUACUACGAUUUUUCUUUUUUUUUUCUAGAAAAUGCAAAACAUUGAAACAUUGUUACCAAUAAAACAUUUGUUGUGGCCUCGCUGCCAUCCAAUUUUUAGAUACCUACCUAGUUGAUUUUGUUACCAAAAUACCUACCUAACGCGUUAUUAAACAUUUAUACCCGCGGAUUUUGUAGAUAACAGCGACGAAUUUGAGUACAUAUGUACAUAAGAAAACAUAUCAAAAAUCAUUUCGUAUUGCAUUUGCAAAUCGCGCUUCGUUUAAAAAUGGCCAUCUCGUUCAUUUUGAUCAAAAUUUUUUCCUUUCGGCAUUCGAGCAUUUUAUCUACAAAAUCUGAUUACAGGAUUGUCGACGAGCUAUGUUAGUUAGAUUGUUGUGGAAAGCUGGUUUCUGUUUUCCCUCCAUUUUGUUUGAUUUAUUUACGUACGUUUUUUAAAUAAAAAAUGUUAAAAAAAUAGCGAAAUUACUCGUACUGUUACAUGUACCGCGUGCUUUAAGUAUAAAAAUGUGAUAAUUAGAUGAUUGCGUUGGAUUGUUACUAUUUUUUUUCUAAAGUAUUAUUCGUCGAGUUCCAUAUUUUUUUUUGUUUGUGUUUUGUGUUUCGGUGUAUUUGUUAUUUAUACAAUUUAAAAUUAAUACGAUGUUUUAAAAAAUGUUGAAUUUUAUGUUAGAACUUGUAGUAAAAGACUGUAUAAUUU
This is a messenger RNA of Planococcus citri (citrus mealybug), 11157 nucleotides long. Its product is annotated as sodium-dependent proline transporter-like. Gene Ontology annotation, cellular component: plasma membrane. Gene Ontology annotation, molecular function: L-amino acid transmembrane transporter activity. Lineage: Eukaryota; Metazoa; Arthropoda; Insecta; Hemiptera; Pseudococcidae. The transcript has 16 exons. Gene Ontology annotation, biological process: sodium ion transmembrane transport. The record is from RefSeq and is a predicted model, not a curated record. The coding region runs from base 546 to 2789 and encodes 747 amino acids.